Ornithorhynchus anatinus (platypus) is the source of this 2791-nucleotide messenger RNA. It is a transcript of the gene TEF, whose product is annotated as TEF transcription factor, PAR bZIP family member. The record is from RefSeq and is a predicted model, not a curated record. The transcript has 5 exons. Lineage: Eukaryota; Metazoa; Chordata; Mammalia; Monotremata; Ornithorhynchidae. The coding region runs from base 97 to 999 and encodes 300 amino acids. Gene Ontology annotation, cellular component: nucleus. Gene Ontology annotation, molecular function: RNA polymerase II cis-regulatory region sequence-specific DNA binding; DNA-binding transcription factor activity, RNA polymerase II-specific. Gene Ontology annotation, biological process: regulation of transcription by RNA polymerase II.
CCUGCGCAGUGGCGGUGGCUGCGGAGCGGCUCCCUCUGUUGCGAGAAGCGCUCCGUCCUCUAAGGGAAGGGGAGCCGAGGCGCCACGCGGGGCACCAUGUCGGCCGGGGGCGGCGGCGGCAAGGAGCCGCCUGCGGAGCGGGAGGGGGCGCCGGGCCUGCCGCUGGUGCUGAAGAAGCUGAUGGAGAACCCGCCGCGCCAGGCCACCCUCGAUAAAGAAAAGGAGAAGGAGAAACUCGAGGACGAUGAAGCGGCCGCCGCCAGCACCCUGGCCGUGUCCGCCUCCCUCAUGCCGCCCAUCUGGGACAAGACCAUCCCCUACGACGGGGAAUCGUUCCACUUGGAGUACAUGGACCUGGACGAGUUCCUCCUGGAGAACGGGAUCCCCGCCAGCCCCACGCACCUGAACCAGAACCCCCUCCUGCCCGUGGCCGAGCUGGAGGGGAAGGAGCCGGCCAGCUCCUCCACGGCCUCCCCACCGUCCUCCUCUUCUUCCUCCUCCUCCACCGUCGUGUUCCAGCCCUCCGAGACCACGUCCAGCACAGAAUCAUCCGCCGAGAAUGAGCGGGAGACCCCCAGCCCCAUCGACCCCAACUGCGUGGAGGUGGACGUGAAUUUUAAUCCCGACCCGGCCGACCUGGUGCUGUCCAGCGUGCCCGGCGGGGAACUCUUCAACCCGCGCAAGCACAGGUUUGCCGAGGAGGACCUGAAGCCGCAGCCGAUGAUCAAGAAGGCCAAGAAGGUCUUUGUCCCUGACGAGCAGAAGGAUGAAAAGUACUGGACCCGGCGGAAGAAGAACAACGUGGCGGCCAAGCGGUCCCGGGACGCCCGGCGCCUGAAGGAGAACCAGAUCACCAUCCGCGCCGCCUUCCUGGAGAAGGAGAACACCGCCCUGAGGACGGAGGUGGCCGAGCUGCGCAAGGAAGUGGGGAAGUGCAAGACCAUCGUCUCCAAAUAUGAGACGAAAUACGGACCCUUCGACCUGUCCGAUUCUGAGUGACGCAACUCGAGAGACUUUUUAAAACAAACACAAAUGCUAAAACCACACGCGAACCCGUCGGCCUGCAGAGGGAACAGCGAUGCCAGGGCGGUGUGCCGCAGCUGACGAUGGACCCUCCCCCGCCCCCACGUCCCCUUUUCCUUCCCGACCACCCCCCGGAUGACCUGCCUAGGGUCUCCUCCCUCCGGGCCGCCCUAGAGCUGGAGGUUUUUCCUAUUCUCCUGACUCUGCAGCCACCCCCUGCCCGGUGGUGGCACCGGAGGGCAUCACCCAUCUGGGAGGGAAGGGAGGGGCCGACGGCCCACUCUCCUCCUCCCGGCGCCGGUGGCCGGGAUGUUGAAAUUUUCUUGGAGGAAGAGAGGAGUUGGGGCCGGCCUUCCUUUCGAUGUGCCCAAAUUAUCUCUGACCAGAAAAUGGUGUGGUUUUAUUUUUUGGGGUUUGUUUUUUAAAGGCUGGACACCGUUCUCUCUUUUGAAUGCUGUGGGGUCAGGUGGCUGUAAAUGUUGUGACUGGAAUUGGGAGAAAGGAGUGACAACUUGCCUCCUCCUUUCUCUCUCCCUUGUUGCCCUAUUUCAGCCCUCCCCUCCCUAAGUCCCCCGACACACACACUUGUGUACACGCGCAGGAAAGGUCUUUGCACACAGCAACACCCCAGUCUUGGGGGAGCCACCGUGGCCUUGGCAGAGUUGUUUUGAGGAAGGGGUGGCAGGAGAGCUCUGGCAAAUAACGCUGAUGAAGCUGCUUUCUCUGCCACAGUGCCCAAGGCCUUGGGAAUCAGGUCCAAGGUAGCUGGGAAAGGAAGAGGAGCUGAGAGCGAAGGGGGCGGGGGUCUCCCAAUAAGGGGAUUUGAGGGCUCGGAGAAAAAGAAGCAUCCCAGUUCCUAAACUUUGGCUCCCAACCAGAUUGACGUUAGGUUGGGAAUCGGUUCCUCGUUUCCCAGGCUCCAUGCCUUCCCAUUUCUGGGGGGAAAAAAACUGCCUACCUCCACUGAAAGCUUUGGGGGAGACCAGUCCUGAGUGAGAUGGCAUCUUAGAGGAGUGUAGCUAGCAAAGAGCCCGGAGAGCCGGGGCAGCUUGGGGAGAGGAACCCCGAGAUGGGUGAAGGGGCUUUGCCAGUCGGAGGUGCUGCUGGCUUUUGCCCCCUUCCCCAGGAUGGCAAGUGAUAGCUAAACUUUGUGGUGAACUUUACGUCCCUGAGAGGUAGGCCGCAUGAACGGACAUGGAAGCGAAUUCUUGGCCUCACCCCAGACCUGACCAAAGAAGAGUGGUAGUGAUACAGAGUUGCCGGAUCCCGGCCCCAGGAACGCUUCCCCCCACCGUCUGAGGAGAGGAGGUCCAUGGCCUUGGGGAGUCCCUCAGCCCAAGCAGGAGCACCUUUGGGCUGGGAAAUGUUCGAGAAGUGAUUCAGAGACUGGGAUCCCCAGUGGGUCCACAAGGCUGUUCCCUCACAAUGACAUUGCAUUGUGGAAUUGUCUUUCAAGACAGGCCAGGGUCACCGUCCUGGCCAGGAUAUGCCAGCACGUGAUUGGCUUUAGGUUUUUUGUGUGCCCACAUGAGUUGGCAGGGAGUGUAGAAUCCACAGUUUUCCUUUCUAAUGUCACUCUAGAGCUGUUGGCCUUUAGACAUUCCACCCUGAGAGGGGAGGGGAAGCGGGAAGGCUUCGGAAAUCUGGCUAGGGACGUACCGCCCCAGUGCCUUGGCGAGCGAGCUGCUGGUGGGAUGAAAGCUAUGUGACUUAUCCAGGGAUGGGACUGUUCUUUAAAAAAAAAAAAAAAUAUUUUGAGAGAAUGUUU